Molecule: messenger RNA, 1430 nt
Organism: Engraulis encrasicolus (European anchovy)
Lineage: Eukaryota; Metazoa; Chordata; Actinopteri; Clupeiformes; Engraulidae
Gene: ube2l3a
Product: ubiquitin-conjugating enzyme E2L 3a
Exons: 4
Coding region: 35-499 (154 amino acids)
Source: RefSeq, a predicted model, not a curated record
GCUGUGAAUUGUGGGAGUAUGCAGUAAAUCCAAGAUGGCGGCGAGCAGAAGGCUGCACAAGGAACUUGACGAAAUCCGCAAGUCUGGAAUGAAAAACUUCCGCAACAUCCAAGUUGAUGAAUCCAACAUUUUAACUUGGCAAGGCCUCAUCGUUCCAGACAACCCCCCGUAUGACAAAGGCGCAUUCCGGAUCGAGAUCCUCUUCCCUGCAGAGUACCCCUUUAAGCCCCCCAAAAUCACAUUCAAAACAAAGAUCUACCACCCCAACAUCGACGAGAAGGGACAGGUGUGCCUGCCGGUCAUAAGCCCAGAGAACUGGAAACCCGCCACCAAAACCGACCAAGUUAUCCAGUCUCUGAUCGCACUGGUCAACGACCCCCAGCCCGAACACCCCCUCAGAGCGGACCUCGCAGAAGAGUACUCGAAGGACCGGAAAAAAUUCUUUAAGAACGCAGAGGAGUUUACAAAGAAACAUGGCGAGAAAAGGCCUGUGGACUAACUAAAUGCAGCAGUUUCCCCUUUCCCCCACUGUAUAACACCCCCCAUUCACCCCUUUACCUUGCCUCUGCCUCCCACCUUUAUCCCUCCCUCCUUAAAAGAAAAACCAGUAAGCCCUUACCACCCGCUCUCUCCCGGCGUCACACAGAAUACUCAAGUGAUUAAGUAGCAGCACCUGAAGUCCCGCCCAUCAGUAAUGCUCCUCCCUCUCAACCCAGGCCCCUCCCACUCUUGUACUGCAGGUGUCUGUCAAAGCAGGUUUCACUUCUCAGCAUUAGCUUGUUGCCGUUUCCAACUUUAUACUGAUUUCUGAAAUGAAACGAAAUUAAGAGGAGGGAAAUAAUGUUGCAAAGCAGGGACGGUGAUGAAAGCUAAAGGCCUUGGGAGGAAAUGGUGUAAGGAAGAAAAAAAGAAAAUGGGGUUGGUGAUUUUUGACUUAAAAUAAUUCUGUUCCUCAGAAUAGUGUACUGCUCGCUGGCUCUCUGUCUGUCUCGUUCUGGCUCUGUCUGGGUUUUUGUUUUUCACACAUACAUGCACUGGGCAGAGAGCUUUGACUGUUGUUUUGAGCAGGAAACCCAUGUCGAGGUAACUUUUUAAAGCAAUUUUUUUUUCUCUUUCUUUUACACUGUCUGGACCCACCAAUGUUAUGUUUUUGUGAAUACUGAAAUUCAGUUAUUCAAGCUCAUUCAUGCUCCCAUCACUAUUGCUAUAAGAGUUGUUAAAUGGGGGUGUUGAAAAGGUUUCUUUUAUAUUUUUUAUUUUUCUGUCAUCUUUUAUGUUUUGGCCUAGGUUGCACUGUACUGUGUGGAACUGUGUGUUAUGUUCUUCAUAACUUCAGUUUGUAAGUAAUUGAUUAUUCAAAAAUACACAGAGUAAUCACUGUUACUGAUAACAAUGUUUAAGAUAAAAAUGAAAUAAGAAAGAAAAAAGAA